AUUAUUGGUAUUAAGAGUACACUCGCUAGCUUCUCAUCUUUCAUCUGUCCUUUACUUGGUUAGCUAACUUGACUGCCGAUGAUACCAUUAUUAAUUCUCAAGUGCUACAUAAUUGAGCAAUAUGCAUUUCUUAUCCUUUCUUCUUUAGUCAGGUAUGAUUUAUACCCCCAAUACCUGCAUGUCUUCUGAGUUUGCUUACAUUUCAAUCAUUUAUAGAUAGUAAGAAGAAAGGUAGCUGAACAUUUCAACUAAUAAAUUGUUAAUAACAUAAGUAUGAUGGUUUUUCUACAAGGAAGUAGAAUAACAUUUAUCUAUUUUCUGCUACUAUGUUCAUGCUUAUAUCUGCAUAUAUCCACUGCCAUACAAAAUUUUAGAGCUACCCAAAUUCUCAAGAAUUCUAAAACCAUAGUAUCAAGAAAUGGUAAUUUCAAGCUGGGAUUCUUUAGUCCUCCAAACACGAAAAAUCGAUAUCUUGGUGUGUGGUAUAACAAGGUUUCAGUCAUGGAUUGUAUAUGGGUGGCAAAUAGGAACAACCCCCUACAUGAUUCCUCAGGUGUACUAAGAAUAUCUGAAGAUGGAAAUCUUCAAGUAUCGAGUGGGGAGAAUGAUUUUCUUUGGUCAUCAAACAUCUCAACACGACCUACAUCCGGUUGUUCUCGUGUUGUUCAGCUGUUAAAUUCCGGGAAUCUGAUUCUCCAAGAAUUUUGUACUAACACGACUAGUGGUGAAAGUAGCAGUAAAAUUGUGUGGGAGAGUUUUAUUCAUCCCACAAACUCAUUAUUGCCAGAAAUGAACCUUAGCCUGACUGGUUCCAACAUGAGAGACGCGUUACAAUGUUGGAAGAGCCCUUCUGAUCCAUCAUAUGGAAGGUUCUCAUUAGGCACAGAUUCUCUGACUCACCCUCAAUUAGUUAUUUGGGAUGGUGAUCAUCCAUACUGGCGAAGUGGUCCAUGGAACGGCAAUAGUUUUCUGGGAUUGCUCGAUGCUGAUCUAUUUACUGACGAUGCUGAUACCUAUAUUCAGCAAAAUAACCAAGGGAAAGUUGAUUUGGUAUAUAGUGGAGUACACAAGUUCUCCUUUCCACACUAUGCAUUCGACUAUGAUGGGACGAUAAACGAGAUAUGGUGGGAUUUCAGAAAGAGGCAAUGGAAGACAAAAUAUAGAGCUCCAGAUGUUGAGUGUGAUUUUUAUGGUAAGUGUGGAGCAUAUGGAACAUGCAACUCCUUAAAGUCUCCAAUGUGUCGAUGUUUAAGGGGAUUUACACCAAAAAGUGAGGAGGAAUGGAGCAAAGGAAACUGGUCUAAUGGUUGUGUUAGAAGAAUUUCUUUGCAAUGUGGAGCUGAAGGGAGCCAAGAUGGCUUCCUUGUGCUAAAUAUGGUCAAGUUGCCAGACUUUGCAGAGUGGUUCACAGGAAUAAAUCUGAAUGAAUGCAAAAGCCAAUGCUUGAAUAAUUGUUCGUGUCUAGCUUAUGCUUACGAUGCUGGUGCUGGUUGUUUGUACUGGAGUAGAGACUUGAUUGAUAUUCAAGAGCUUACCAGUGGUGGAGUAGAUCUGUUCCUGCGACUAUCACACUUGGAGCUAGGUAACAAGCAUAAACAGAAAGCAGUUCUUGCAGGAGCAAUAAUUUCCAGUACAGCCUUGAUAGUCUUACUUAUUUGCUUUCUCUUGAGGUGGCUGAUGCAACGGAAAGUAACCACAAGAAAGAUGGUGGAGAAUCGUAAAGUGAAAGACCAUAGGAGCCAAGUUGAGCUCAAAGAAUUACCACAGUUUGAUUUCCAAGCACUGGUAGUUGCUACAAGCAAUUUUCAUGAGAAUCAAAAGCUUGGACAUGGUGGUUUUGGACAGGUCUACAAGGGAACAUUGAAAGAUGGCCAAGAGAUAGCUGUAAAACGACUUUCCACUGCUUACGGACAAGGCUUAAAAGAGUUCAUGACUGAAGUGGUUGUGAUUUCCAGACUUCAGCAUGUUAAUCUCGUCCGACUUGUUGGUUUCUGUACAGAAGGAGAAGAAAGAAUGUUAAUAUAUGAAUACAUGCCUAAUAAAAGCUUGGAUGCUUUUCUGUUCAAUCCCACUAAACGAGAACUUCUGGACUGGAAUAAACGCUUUAACAUUAUUGAAGGGAUCUGCCGAGGCCUAGUCUACCUUCACAGGGAUUCCAGGUUAAGAAUUAUUCAUAGGGAUCUUAAAGCAAGCAAUAUUUUAUUGGACAAAGACCUGAAUCCAAAGAUUUCUGACUUUGGCAUGGCUCGAAUCUUUGGACGUUGCCAAGAUCAAGAAGAAACCAGAAGGAUCGUUGGGACAUAUGGUUAUAUGUCACCCGAGUAUGCGAUGGAAGGUCACUUUUCUGAAAAGUCAGAUGUCUACAGUUUCGGUGUCCUACUGCUAGAGAUUAUUACAGGGAAAAGGAGCAGCGCCUUCUGGUUUGAGCAGUCCUUAACGCUCCUAGGAUAUGUGUGGAAAUUUUGGAUUGAGGGUAAUAUUCUUCCAGUGGUGGAUCCUGUAAUCUCUGAUCCACUUUUGUGGAAGGAGACUGAGAGGUGCAUACAAGUCGGUCUAUUGUGUGUUCAGGAACAUGUCAAAGACAGGCCUACCAUCUCUACGGUUAUGUCAAUGCUUGCUAGUGACAUUAAAGAUCUUCCAUGCCCAGAACAACCUGGGUUUACUAAACGGCUGACAGCAAAUGAUACUGAAUCUCAUGAAUUUGAACAAAGUUCCUCCAUAAAUUACAUGUCAAUUACAAGUCUAUCAGCUCGAUAAACUUGGGAAGUACUUGGGAAGUCUAUCAGUUCCUACAUUGCUGGUGCAUAAUGUACAAUAAUAUUAGUAGUAUGUUAACGCAGAUGUACCUGUUUAUAGAAUUGAGUUGGAAAGAGCAUAUAUAUUACAUUGUGCAAGAUUGCAUUACAGUA
Messenger RNA from Beta vulgaris subsp. vulgaris (sugar beet), 2909 nucleotides. Its product is annotated as G-type lectin S-receptor-like serine/threonine-protein kinase At1g11300. Bases 274 to 2757 code for a protein of 827 amino acids. The transcript has 7 exons. Gene Ontology annotation, molecular function: protein serine/threonine kinase activity; ATP binding. The record is from RefSeq and is a predicted model, not a curated record. Gene Ontology annotation, biological process: recognition of pollen; protein phosphorylation. Lineage: Eukaryota; Viridiplantae; Streptophyta; Magnoliopsida; Caryophyllales; Amaranthaceae.